This is a messenger RNA of Helianthus annuus (common sunflower), 1320 nucleotides long. RefSeq lists its product as uncharacterized. The coding region runs from base 598 to 1149 and encodes 183 amino acids. The record is from RefSeq and is a predicted model, not a curated record. The transcript has 6 exons. NCBI's taxonomy places the organism in Eukaryota, Viridiplantae, Streptophyta, Magnoliopsida, Asterales, Asteraceae.
CUCAAAAAUCAAAACCCAAAUUAGCUAGGGUUUGUAUACGACCCUUCUCUUUCACUCCUGCUCGUCUGAAACCACCAGCCGCUCUCUCAUCAUCUCUAGGGUUCAAUUCACUUCAAAAAUUGUUCCACUUUCUAUUUAUUUGUGAGGUGUUGGAUUUCAAGAUUUUACUGUUUGUAGUAUUAUACAUAUGGAUCUGUACGGUUAGCAAAACGACCCGUAAAAACGAGUGCUUCCCUGAAAUUAUUCGGCUUUGUUUUCAAGAUUAGCGCGUAAGGUGUACAUUAUGGCAGGUGCUCAUGGUGGUAAGGGUGGUGCCUAUGGUGGUAAUGGUGGUGCGCGUAGUGGUAAUAAUGGUGCUCGUGGUGGUAAAGCUGGUGCUUAUGGUGGUAAAGGUGGAUCUCCUAGUGGUAAUGGUGGUGCUCGUGGUGGUAAGGGUGGUGCUUAUGGUGGUAAAGGUGGGUCUCCUAGUGGUAAUGGUGGUGCUCGUAAAGGUAAUGAUGGUUCUCGUAGUGAUAAUGAUGGUGCUCAUAGUGGUAACACUGGAACUCGUGGACGUACUCCUAAGCCGGGAUUUAGACCACCCAGCAGAAAAGGAAAAUGAAUGAGGAACCCAAUUUUAAACAAAUCUUUCUGGACACCCACCUCACUAAAGAAUGCAAGCAAAAAUUGUGGGACGGGGACAUUGACAUAUAUAACUUGGAGGAAUUGAAGUUUUGUACGGAACGAGCCAAAAAAGUAUAUGGGGAUUAUUUGAGUGCGAUGCGUGAGGUUUACGGGCCGAACUAUAGCGAGUUUCCAGAUGACCCUGAGGUGUGGGCACGUGUGGUCGGACAAGGUCGCACGCGCCGGGUAUACGGGAUAGGUUCUUCGGAUCUAGAUUAUUUGGUGACCGGGACAUCUUCUUCUUCUGUCGGGUCUGCACCAUCGCACGCAGAGUACCAACGGUCUCAAGAAGAGGUUCAAGUUAUGCGAACUCAAAUGGUAGAUCUUGAAGCUCGGCUUGAAGAAGAAAGGAAUCUACUUACAACUCGGCUUGAAGAAGAAAGGAAUCUACUUACAACUCGGCUUGACGAAGAAAGGAAAGCAAGGGAAGAACUUCAACAACAACUUCAAGAAUUUAUGAACAAUUGGCGUCCUCCUUCAAAUUAGUUAUAGUUUCUGAUAUCUUUUGGGAAAUAUGUUAAAUUGUAUUAGUUUACGGUUUAAACAUAUUUGAACUUGCGUUGCAACGCAUGAUUUUUGAAUUUGUGUUAUUGGAAUUUCGUUGGAUUUUGUAAAACAGGUUCUUGGUUCAAACAUUAUUCCUGCAUUUUUUUUUGC